Messenger RNA from Paraglomus brasilianum, 1007 nucleotides. The record is from the annotation of a GenBank genome assembly. NCBI's taxonomy places the organism in Eukaryota, Fungi, Glomeromycota, Glomeromycetes, Paraglomerales, Paraglomeraceae.
GAAAAGAUAAAGAUGAAAAUCCAAGUGGAAUUGUGACAACACUUGUUCAUUUAACGAAGUACGAGAUUAGUGAAUCUUCGCCUACGUACAAUACUACCUACGGAACUCCACCUACUGUUCUCCAGACGCGUUUAUUAUGGAGCAACGUAAUCUACGGACUACUCUUCAUCUCUGUCGGACUAUUGGAGGUGUUCUACGGGUAUAAAUAUAUUCGAAUUACUUUGCUCGUUAUGGGAUUUCUUUUCUGGUCAAGCACGGCAACGGUAACCAUAUUAAUGAUUGAUAAUGCCUAUAAUACUACACAUUCUGUUUUCUUUUAUUUCAUAAUGUGGCUGUUGGUCGGGACAACCGGAGGAUUGCUAAGUUUCUUCUGUUGGCAUCUGGGACUGAUGUUGACUGCUGCAUACGGAGCUUUUGCGUUCUCAGUAUCUCUCUUGGCAGUGGGGCAUGUAAAAAUAGCUGCUAUCAGAUACACCAUUAUAGGGAUUUUAAUCAUAGUUGCCUGCCUAAUAACUCACAUUUACUUGAAAGACGUGAUUAUUGUUUCCACUUCCAUCGGAGGCUCGUUCACUGUCCUUUAUGGUGUCGACGAAUUUAUCCGAAUAGGCUUCCGUGAUUCGUUUCAGCUGUUUUUUACUGAUGGCGAAUGGAGAUUUACACCAAAUGCAGGAAUAUAUGUACUAAUAGCGUGUGGAUUUGUGUUGGCUGUUUGUGGAAUGAUAUACGAGUAUAAGAGCCACCAACAUGUCAUUCCGGAUAUAAAAUGGAAUUGUGGAUGGACAAAAGAUAUACAAGAUGAUGAACAGUCGAACGGGCAGGGAGAACGAGAGAAGACAAAUGAAGUGAAUGGGACAACCUCAAAGAGCACGAAGAGCAGUAAUGUUGAGUGUGAAAGAGAUCUUGAGAACGGCAUCAGUGCUCCGUCCGUUCAAAACGGGCAGGAGGAGCAUGUGAAGAACAAUAAUAAUGAUGGAUGGGCAAAGAGUGUGUUUGGAUGGUUACGCUGA